This is a messenger RNA of Ostreobium quekettii, 432 nucleotides long. The record is from the annotation of a GenBank genome assembly. Lineage: Eukaryota; Viridiplantae; Chlorophyta; Ulvophyceae; Bryopsidales; Ostreobiaceae.
AUGAUCGCGUCAACAGCACUCCUCUGGGAGCUCGACGUCUGCCCGCCAGGUGGCACCAAAACCGUCCUCAUCAACUGCUUCAACAACGUGCUGAGGGCGGUGGAGCUCAUCAUUGAGGACUUCCAGAUCGCAAACUACAACAAAUGCCACGAUUGCCUGAGGGUCGCGGCAGAGGAGGAUAACCUUCACGCGUUGCAUUUGGAAUACAAAGACGACGUCCGGACCAGGGACCACACUGUAAUAAUCAUGAGGGAUGAGAUCAAUGGGUGGUUGGAAAACACCAUCACGAAUGGCGCGUUGGGGGCGGCGGACCGCAGUAUGCUGUUGGCGCUCAGCGGGUGCGGACCGUUCCCCAAGAAAACGAAUUCUCAGCAGGAGAAAUGGAAGAAGACGGCUGGGGAGAUCGACGUGCCAACAACGUACGUGGCCAUU